AUGUAUCCAAAUUGGCCCGUUCCGCUCCACUUGACGCUGGUGUGCCUGGUCGUUGUUGUGGGCCAAAUAUUUGCACAGCCGCUGACAAAGAACCGCAGCCCUUUGACCAUCGAAUCAGCGGCUGGCCAGAUGGUUGAGGAAGCGGCUCUGCAGCAGCAUCUCCAACAAAUCACGGGCAGCGAAGCGUUGGCGCCAUUGUUGCUUCAGUUAGUGGGCCAAACUGUGCCAAAUUGGCAGCAGAAACAGCAACAGCAGCCACAGCAACAGCAGCAGCAGCCGCAGCAACCCAAACAGCAGCUACAACAGGCCACAAAUCAGCCGCAACAACAGGGGGAGCAACACUUUUUUGUUUAUGAAAACGCGGCGAGUCAACAACCCCAGAUAUUGGCCGGGUUCAAUGGCGUCAAUGGGCGACCUGAGCUACAGCAGCAGCAGCUCCUGCCAAAGCCCAUUCAGGCGCAACAACAAUAUCCCGCCGAAUCCAGGCCAAAAAUCGUUAAGGCGCCGCCUGCGGCAGCCCUUUGGGCGCCGGCAUUGUCGAACCUACCGCACCCAUCCCCCGCAAAUGCUGCAGCGCCGGCAAGUUGCCAACUCUGCUGCAAUCCAUCGGAACUUGCCACGCCCACGGCCACGCCAUGUCCGCCCUCCAAUGUGGGCUACGAGACGGUACCGCUGUUGAGUGCCACGGCGCUCAAGGCGGCAGUUGGUUAA
This is a messenger RNA of Drosophila kikkawai, 711 nucleotides long. The record is from RefSeq and is a predicted model, not a curated record. Lineage: Eukaryota; Metazoa; Arthropoda; Insecta; Diptera; Drosophilidae.